CUGGAGCGUGUAGUCUGUGCCGGGAACGCCGCCUCAAGGUGAAGGUGACUGGAACCGGCCUGACUCGUGGCUGUCUGCGUCCGUUUCUUCUCAAUAAAGUUUUCCUUCAUAAGGAAAAGGAUAGGCGGGGGGCCUCGGCAAGAUGGCGGCGCCCGUGUCGCCCUUGGUUACUGGGCGCUGCUUUCUAAGGGCUGCCGCUCGACACGCGGCUCUCCUGCUAACCGGGUGGGCUGAAGCCGGCGCCCCGCGGAAAGCUUACACAGUUCAGGCAGCUGAGAAAGCUGCCAGUGGCACUCGAGCAGAUGCUAAUUCCAAAGCCUUGUUAAUUUGCAAUGGACCUUUAGAACAUUAUGAAUUUCUGAUCAAAGCCGAGGAGCUGAGGAACGAUGAGCAACAACGAAAAGUUGUACAAUGCCUGCAGAAGCUACAUGAAAGCCUUAAAGGCUAUAGUAUCAGUCCAAAGCACAUCUUAUCAAAGUUGUUUACAAGACAUAAACCCCCAAAAGGCCUUUAUGUCUAUGGAGAUGUUGGCACAGGAAAGACAAUGGUGAUGGACAUAUUUUAUUCUCAUAUAGAAGUAGAAAGAAAAAAGAGAGUCCAUUUUCAUGGCUUCAUGUUAGAUGUGCACAAAAGAAUACAUCGCCUUAAACAGACCCUGCCAAAACGGAAACCUGGAUUAAUGGCUAAAUCAUAUGACCCAAUAGCCCCAGUAGCUGCUGAAAUAAGUGAGGAGGCUUGUCUCUUGUGCUUUGAUGAAUUUCAGGUCACAGACAUUGCUGAUGCCAUGAUUCUCAAGCAGCUCUUUGAAAACCUGUUCCAAAAUGGUGUUGUUGUUGUAGCAACAUCCAACAGGCCACCAGAAGAUCUCUAUAAAAAUGGGCUCCAAAGAGUGAACUUCGUGCCAUUCAUUGCUGUUCUUAAGAAAUACUGCAGCACUAUCCAGCUGGAUUCCGGAAUAGACUAUAGGAAACAAGCACUACCAGCAGCAGGAAAGCUAUAUUACCUCACAAGUGAAGCUGAUGUGGAGGCUGUCAUGGAUAAGUUGUUUGAUGAGCUGGCUCAAAAACAAAAUGAUUUAACUAGACCAAGGAUUUUAAAAGUACAAGGCAGAGAGCUGAGAGUGAAUAAAGCGUGUGGAACCAUUGCAGACUUCACAUUUGAAGAGCUGUGUGACAGACCACUUGGAGCCAGUGAUUACUUGGAAGUAGCUAUGCAUUUUGACCUAGUCUUUAUUCGUCACAUACCUGAGUUUACAAUGGCAAAAAGGACCCAAGCUCGCCGCUUCAUUACUCUUGUUGAUACUUUUUAUGACAAGAAGGUGCGUAUUGUUUGCUCUGCAUCAGCACCACUCCAAAGCAUAUUUAUUCAAGAAUCCCAUGAUGGUGGAUUGGACGAAAGUAGGGUAAUGAUGGACGAUUUGGGGUUGAGCCAGGAUUCAGCUCAAGGACUUUCAAUGUUCACGGGAGAGGAGGAGAUUUUUGCCCUUCAGCGUACCAUCUCACGGCUGACUGAAAUGCAGACUGAGCAGUACUGGAAGGAGGGGGACAGGAGCAACCAACCGCAGUUGCGAAAAGACUAGCAAAACACAAAUAGUAGUUGUAAAGAAGAAGAGUGCUAACUCAAUGCAAAAUUAUUUUUAACAGGCACGCUGCCCAAUUUUGCACUUUACUUCCUAAACAUUUGCCUUUUUAUUUGUUAACAAGGACAGCUUGCAUGCUGGAAUGCUGGUGGGAACAGUUUUAUGCCUGUGUGUGGAAGUCCAGCCUAACAUGAAAUUUUUCCUGACCAAGAAUCCAAAUCUACAAAUUAUGUGGAAAGGAGUGGCACAUACAGUUUAUGGCCUGCAUUUGUAUAUCAUACUUGAAAAACUACACCUUGAACAAAUGGUAGGCUCAAACCAGGCAAAUUAAGUACAUAUUAUUGUAUCCGCCUACCUCUAGUAUUUCGGUUACAGAUAACUGCAGCUUCAGUACCCUUGAUUUUUUUUUUAAUUAUUCUGGGCAGCAACUGAAAAAAAUCAGUUUCUCAUUUUACUAAGUACAAAAUCACAUAAUUGCAUCUUGGUAGCUCUGCCAUUCUAAAUACAUUUCUUAUUUCUGCUUGCCUACUACCACGGUAGACUUUUUAAUGUUAUUCCAUUGCCUAUAUGUGUGACCCCCUGUCUCAAAUUCUUCUGAUAGGGAGGGUGCAAAGAGAAAAUAAAAGUGGAAUUAUAGAACCAAGAGUAAAAAAUGCCAUUAAGUGGAUAAGUAUCAAAGCAAAAGUGAACUCACUGUAUAGGCAGACCAGAUAGGACAAUCUUACAAGAUUUGAGGUGAACUUUGUACUGGUAGUGAAAAUGGACUUUAUAAUGGAAUUUGACUAAGUUGUCCUCCUUCCCUCCUGAUGCUGAGGAUUUUUUCAAGCAGCUAUGUACAAGACAGUAAGUGCAAAUCUACACACACUCACCCACCACCACAAUGCAGUGAUCCUUCUACACCAGAUUGCCACCAUUGCCAUAUGUAACAUUGGUGGAUCAUGCUCUUUCACUGAACAGCAUAAGAGAAAGCAAUGCAAACACAGAAACAUCUCUUAGCAGUUCAACCACCCAUCAGUCAUGAUAUUGUUUUACUAAUAAGACCGCCCACAUUGUUCAUUUAGGGAAGGUACCAGUCAAUGAAUGGUGUUGGUAGCAUAACUCUUGGAUACCCAAUGUACACCACAAACAAUGCACAGUCUGGCAUCCUCAAAGGCACACUUCGCAGUGCAGACCACCAUGGUACAGUAAGCAGGAGCACCAAAACUUAUGCACAGAAAGAGAAACCAACAUUCCUUCCAUAAUAGUUGCCCAUGGGCUACUUGAGAAAUCAAAUCCACUAGGAAAAAAUACUUCCAGACAGGCAAUACAAACAGUACAACCACUUUUGUUUGAAGGACACAAGUUGUUUUCAAGGUAGAAAGCUGUAUGACAAGGAAAAGGAGAAAAGGGAUUAUAUUGUGGGUGCUCUGCUAGCAAGAAUGACAUCUGCCACAAAAAGCGGUGGGGGGACGGGACUGAACUAGAAACCAUCCUUCCCACCUCAUAGACCUGUUUUCUAUCCUCACAGCCACAGGAACAGAAAGACGUAUGGUGAGGUCUUUGUCAUCUUCCAGAGGCAAAGGUCACAAUAUAACUCCAGCCAUAUUGACCAAGAUUGACAAGGUUUUAUAUGGACACACAUAUAAAACACAUAAACACACAUUGUGUUGGUCCUGAUCCUAAAGGCAGCUGAGCUGAGCUAAGUUACAGUACUUUUACUAAACUUCAUAAGGCUGCCUCUUAGGCAAUGGGGAAUAACCUUGUUUCUUCACCUCUUGGAAGGUUUCCUGUAGAGAGCCAAGUGAGACACAGGGACAGUAAUGAGUAAUAGUUAGCAACUUCAUAAAUGUCUGUAGGCAACCAAACCAAACUAGAAUAUUUAUUUUACUUCUUGAAAAUUGUAUACUACAAAUACCUGCAAAAGCCCUUCCAAGAUGCCAAAGGACAAGGUGUAAGAAAUAGCUGAAUGUGGAAGAUUAUUGCCGUAAUUGUAAAAUCCAUUUUAUGGGUAUAAGCCUUGUGGUACACAAAGUGUAAAUAAAAAUGUCAAUUAUAUUUAAAGCCUA
Podarcis muralis (Common wall lizard) is the source of this 3624-nucleotide messenger RNA. It is a transcript of the gene AFG1L, whose product is annotated as AFG1 like ATPase. Gene Ontology annotation, cellular component: mitochondrion; cytoplasm. The record is from RefSeq and is a predicted model, not a curated record. NCBI's taxonomy places the organism in Eukaryota, Metazoa, Chordata, Lepidosauria, Squamata, Lacertidae. Gene Ontology annotation, molecular function: ATP binding; ATP hydrolysis activity.